Messenger RNA from Exophiala aquamarina CBS 119918, 333 nucleotides. RefSeq lists its product as uncharacterized. The record is from RefSeq and is a predicted model, not a curated record. Bases 1 to 333 code for a protein of 110 amino acids. The transcript is spliced from 2 exons. NCBI's taxonomy places the organism in Eukaryota, Fungi, Ascomycota, Eurotiomycetes, Chaetothyriales, Herpotrichiellaceae.
AUGGAUCAAGUUCAAGCGCCGCCUCAGCGUGAAAGAUUCCACUGCCCGUCGUGCGAAAAGUCCUUCACGUGGCACAGAGACCCUUUACCUGCCCGUUUUGCUCCAAAUGCUUUAAGCGAAGGUGAGAUUGAUCAUCACGAAGACGAAGCACUGUCUAAUAAGACCUCCACAGCGAUGUUCUCCGAGCACAUCAGUUUCGGUGCAAGGAACGUGGUGAGGCGCCAGUUCCAGAAGGCCAAAGCAAAGGCCGGAAGAGGUCCUCGUGCAUGUCUUGCGUCAAGCUCAGGACGCGAUGCAACCAGGAAAGUCCUUGUGCCCGUUGUCAAGAGCUAG